Molecule: messenger RNA, 840 nt
Organism: Photinus pyralis (common eastern firefly)
Lineage: Eukaryota; Metazoa; Arthropoda; Insecta; Coleoptera; Lampyridae
Product: protein disulfide-isomerase-like
Exons: 4
Coding region: 156-734 (192 amino acids)
Biological process (GO): protein folding; response to endoplasmic reticulum stress
Cellular component (GO): endoplasmic reticulum
Molecular function (GO): protein disulfide isomerase activity
Source: RefSeq, a predicted model, not a curated record
UCUUGCCUGAAGUUCACUUAACAGCAAUCGCCGGGUUUUCCAAAUCUGUUAAAAUUUCCCACCAAAUACUUGAAAUAAUAGAAAAAAAAACUCUGGAAUCACACAUAAAACCCAUUGCACUGAGCUUACCAGGCAUAGAUUUACAAGACUUCAAAAUGUGGAAGUUAUACGUGUACUUGGCGACCAUCGUUAAUUUGGGGUUGUGUGGGGAACAAGUGAAGGUUAAAGAUGGAAUUUUAGUUUUGAACAAAAACAAUUUCGACCAAACCAUAUCCAACAAUGAAUACGUUUUUGUGAAAUUUUAUGCAUCGUGGUGUAUACACAGCAGAAACAUGGCGUCGGAGUACGAAAAAGCAGCAAAUGAAGCUUCCAAAUUGCAAAUGCCCAUCAAAUUUGCAGAGCUAGAAAGUGAGAACCACACAGACCUGAUGAAUAGAAACAAAAUUAAGGGCUAUCCCACACUGAUUCUCUUUAGACGAAAGACGCCUAUUGAAUACCCCAGAAGCAACGAUCGUACGUCUGAAGCAUUUAUUUCGUGGUUAAAGGACCAGACACUGCCCACAGUGAAACAACGGAACACUACUAAAGAAGCAGAAGUUCUUACUAAAAAUGAAGAAACUGUUGCUAGGUUUAAUUCUUCGAUUGUUGCGUCUCAGGAAGGUAACCUCGAGGACCUGUUUAAAAAAGAGCUGGAUCUGGAGUUCAUUGAUGAUGUAUUAAAUCCAGAUCAGUGAAGGAUCUAUUUCUUUUUUUUAUGAGUGGGGUUUGCUGUUAUCGCUACUGACAUGUUAAUUACACUUUGAUCUCCACUUCAAUAAAGCUCAAAAGGAUUUGCAGUUA